Molecule: messenger RNA, 828 nt
Organism: Anoplophora glabripennis (Asian longhorned beetle)
Lineage: Eukaryota; Metazoa; Arthropoda; Insecta; Coleoptera; Cerambycidae
Gene: RabX6
Product: ras-related protein Rab-30
Exons: 3
Coding region: 75-701 (208 amino acids)
Molecular function (GO): GTP binding; GTPase activity
Source: RefSeq, a predicted model, not a curated record
CUGGCAACACUGUUGUCUCGUUUUGUUUUGGGUUUUUUGACGUCUACUUAAAAAAUAAUAACAAUAACUAAUUAAUGGCAUCAUUAAAAAUACCGGAACAAAAAGUUAUUCUUUGUGGAGAGUAUGGAGUUGGAAAAAGUUCCAUUUUUCGUAGAUUUACAAAUAAUACCUUUAUAACCUCAACAGACAGAAAAUCUACACUAGGGUUAGAUCAUUUUGACAAAACUUACUAUGUCUCUGACAGAGCUAUAAAGUUGCAGUUAUGGGACACUGGAGGUAUGGAAAGAGUUGCUUCCAUAACGUCAAGUUACUACAAAUUUGCUGAAGCAGCUAUUUUAGUCUUUGCUUUGGAUAAUCCUGCUUCCUUUCAUGUCCUGUCUCAGCAUCUGUUAGAUAUAGUGACAUAUGCAGAAAAUGCCAAAAUAUUUUUAUGUGGAAAUAAAUAUGAUUUAGUGGAUGAUGUACCACAAGUUACUGAUACUGAAAUAGAAGCUUUUUGUGAACAAUGUCAUAAUUUAAUAUCUGGAAUAUAUAAAACAUCUUGUAAAAAUGGACAAGGUCUAGAGGAAAUGUUUAAUGAUAUCGCAUAUCAGUUGGUCAAUUCCAAUAGAUCUAGGUUAGAAUUACAGUCAAUGGAACAACAUGGAUUUAAAAUUACUCAAAGUGAAGAAGAAACAUUGGAAGAUAAUUGUUUGUGUUAGUGUGUUAGAUAUUGACUGUGGCUAAAUAAUUUAUGGAUUAUAUCCGCAGAAAUAUAAUAAAAAAAUUUGUCCACAAAAAUAUUUUUAUAAGUUCACUUCUAAAUUGAUUUAUAUUAAUUUAUACUAA